CCCACCAAAGCUCAAUUUUCCAUAAAUCUGAAAUCAGCUACGCUACUGUGGCACGUCGUAUUAUCACCCCCACGGCGACUUUUGCAACGAAACCAGAGAAACAAGGAGGUUAAGAGAGAAGUCAAGUCAAGAAUGGAGUCCCUGAUCGUGAUUUGGAAUUAAAAACUUGCCCAAAUUGUCCUUUCUCUCUCUAUGCAUAUAUAGAGAGAAUCAGAGUGUUUUCUCUCUCGAAACUGGAGAAAUAUUGAUGGGUACAGUGAUGGAGUCUACAGGGGUUGAGGGUGCAAUUGGGGUGCAAGAUAACUUGGAUAGCAAUGAGAUAGAGCUAACCAAAAUUGGAAUCAUGAGAGACUUCAUCCAAACUCAAAAUCCCUCUGCAAAGGAUGUAGAUGAUUUUAUGAUCAGGAGAUUUCUGCGAGCUCGUGAUCUAGAUAUUGAAAAGGCUUCCAAUCUACUUCUAAAUUACCUAAGCUGGAGGCAAGCAUUUGUUCCCAACGGCUUUAUAUCUACAUCAGAGAUUUCAAAUGAACUUGCCCAAAAAAAGCUUUUUAUGCAAGGACUGGAUAAGAUGGGACGCCCCAUAGUAGUUGCCUUUGGUUCCCAACAUAAACCUAGCAAAGGGAGUCUAGAGGAAUUCAAGCGUUUUGUGGCGUACUCUCUCGACAAAAUUUGUGCAGGAAUGCCGAGAGGACAGGAAAAGUUUGUCUGCAUCGGAGACCUUGAAGGAUGGGGAUAUUCUAAUAGUGACAUUCGCGGACAUCUUGCUGCUCUAUCAAUCUUGCAGGAUUGUUUUCCAGAGAGGCUAGGCAAGUUAUUUAUAGUCCACCCGCCUUACAUGUUUAUGACAGCAUGGAAAGCUGUUUACCCGUUUAUUGACAACAAAACCAAAAAGAAGAUAAUUUUUGUUGAGAACAAAAAAUUGAGACCGACGUUGCUUUGCGACAUUGAUGAGAGCCAACUUCCAGAUACAUAUGGAGGCAAACUACCAUUAGUUCCAAUCCAGGACUCUUGAUAAGCUGAUCCCUGUUGUCUAGAUUUCCUCUUGUAUGGUCUACUAUUACUAACUUAGCUUAAUAGUUAGAUAUGUCACAUUCAUAUAUCAAGCAACAUUGUUCCAUUAUUUGCC
This is a messenger RNA of Cornus florida, 1126 nucleotides long. RefSeq lists its product as uncharacterized. Lineage: Eukaryota; Viridiplantae; Streptophyta; Magnoliopsida; Cornales; Cornaceae. The coding region runs from base 248 to 1012 and encodes 254 amino acids. The transcript has 7 exons. The record is from RefSeq and is a predicted model, not a curated record.